AAUAAUAUUAAUAUAUUAUCGUAAUAUUAUUGGACAUUGCAUAAUAUUGUUCCUCAAAACACGUGUUCCAAUGGAUUUUUGCUCCACAAAAUCAUGUUCCUGACGUGGAACAAGUAUUUUGAGGAACAAAAGUCUAUCAGAACAAGUGUUUUGUGGAACUAAGGUCUUUCGGGACAAAUAUUUUGUGGAAAAAAAUCUCUCGGAACAAUUAUUUAGUGGAUCUUAAAAAACCAGGAUCAUAAUUUUUUUGGAACAAGAGUAAUUUUUUUCAGGUACUAUUUGUUCCAACUUAUCCAAAAUAUCUAAAUUGUACUCGAUGUUCCACAAUACAUAUUCUGUUCCGAAUGUUCCGAUGAACUUUUAUUCCACAAAACAUUUAACAUGGGUAUUAACAAAUAAUAUUGACAAAUGUUUGUUCCAACCUGGGUUGUCAAUCAAUAAUGAUAUUGAACCAUGAAUACACUACCAUCGAGCAGUUCGGUCCCCCGAGAUAACAGCUAUGAUAACAUUGUAUGAAACUACACUUUUGUACUUGGCUAACGUUAGAUAUAUACAUGGCAUAAAAUAAAUAUUUAAUGAAGCCCAGGGGGGUCACGAACUUUUUAUCCAUAACUCAUAAGGGCACAUAUUAUAGGAGCUACCCACCCAUACUUACAUCCAGUUAAAACCCGAACGCACAAAAAUAGUGUGUUUGUGAUGCAACUGUUGAAUCUGUGUAAUAUAGAACUCAUAAUAAUUUAGAUAACCUAUAGUUAAAAUAGUUAAAUAAAGUAUUGACUAUUGAAAAAAGAUGUGAGCAUUUGUACUUCUUUAUAAUAUACCAAUGACAAUACAAUGCUGUUAAAAUUUUAGAAUUAAUAUGCGCCUAUUACAACUACCUACCUAUUGGCUUUUGAAGAUGGCGAGUAAUUAUCAGAAAAAUGUUGGUCUUGCUAUGCUAAAGAAAAUUAAAAACAUUCUUAACGGUGAAUUAAUUGACAUGAAAGACUUACCAGAAGACUUAGAUAUUAAUGAUCUGACAUAUUUUAAAUAUGCUCCCAUCACAUCGGUAAACGUAGAAAGAUCAUUUUCCGCCUAUAAAACUUUACUUACAAAUAAUAGAAGGUCUUUCAAAGUCGAGAACAUAAAAAAACAUUUGAUAAUCCAGUGUAACGCAAGUAAGUACAUAAUUAGAAUUAUAAAAUGAUUAUUUUUUAAUACAUAAAAAUUAUAAUUGCUAGGUAUAGAAGAUGCUGAGUGUUGAAAAAUCCAAAGACCUCCCAUUCAACAGUUUUUACAUUUUUUUUUUUAGUAAUAUAG
This is a messenger RNA of Myzus persicae (green peach aphid), 1299 nucleotides long. RefSeq lists its product as uncharacterized. The record is from RefSeq and is a predicted model, not a curated record. NCBI's taxonomy places the organism in Eukaryota, Metazoa, Arthropoda, Insecta, Hemiptera, Aphididae. The coding region runs from base 860 to 1186 and encodes 108 amino acids. The transcript has 2 exons.